Messenger RNA from Trichomonas vaginalis G3, 582 nucleotides. Its product is annotated as calcium ion binding. NCBI's taxonomy places the organism in Eukaryota, Parabasalia, Trichomonadida, Trichomonadidae. Gene Ontology annotation, molecular function: kinase binding; calcium ion binding. The record is from RefSeq and is a predicted model, not a curated record. The transcript has a single exon. Gene Ontology annotation, biological process: calcium-mediated signaling. Bases 1 to 582 code for a protein of 193 amino acids.
AUGGGCAAUCACCAAUCCCAGGCAAAACCACCAACAAAAGAUGAAAUUGCUAAGCUUUCAGCAUCAACACAUUUCUCUCCGGAAGAGAUAAUGAAGCUUUACUCCAGCUUCAAAGAAGUCUCUGCAACAACGACUGCUGAUGGUAACAUUGAUGUCAAUGAGUUCGCUUUAAUGCUUGGCAUCAAUAACAUUCAAUUCGCUGGUAAAAUUUUCAGUGCCUUUGAUGAAAAUCCAGAUCAAUUACUUGAUUUCCAUGAAUACGUUAAAGGACUUUCAAUGGCUUCUCAACGAGCUACUCUCGAAGAAAAGGCUUCUUUCGUUUUUAAUGUUUAUGAUGCCGAUAGAAGCGGAAAGAUUUCUCGUCAAGAGUUAACAGAUGUCAUGACAUUAUCACUUAGCGAAAACAAUGGAGUCAAGAUAUCGCCAACGUCCCUUAAUCGUAUUAUUACAGCUACAAUUCAAAGCAUGGAUGAAAAUGGAGACGGAGAAAUUUCUCUUGCUGAAUUCAUUACGACAGCAAGAAAGAAUCCAGCCAUCCUUAAUUGUGUUUCUAUUGAUAUCGAUCAUUUAUUGAAGUAUUAA